AUGUUCGACCUCCUGGGGGGACGGAGGAGACACCUUUGGUUUAUAACUCAGGGGACCUAAACCGUCUCAGUAUCUCCAGCAGAAAUCUCCAGUUCUCCGUGGAAGAACCUUCAGUUUCUGCUCUAGAAUAUUCGAGAUGAUUCAUCCGGAACCACAAACGAGAAUUCAUGUUUCUGUGUUUACAGAGAGAAAAUCAAACUCAGAGUGAAGACAGAGAUUUCUGUCAGCUGAUGGUCUCCUCCGUCCACAUGGUGUGCUGCUGCAGUGACCGCGUGUGUGUGUGUGUGUGUGUGUGUGUGUGUGUGUGUGUGUGUGUGUGUCCUGUAAACACCCCUCUUUCUCGGUUUUUCCUCCUGUUUGUCUGUUUUCGGACUAAAACCAGCAGAGUUGACAGACGACAGGAUCACCGCUGCCGCUGUAAACAACCUGACAUCAGCAUUAGACUACAACUCCCAUCAUGCCCCAGCGCCUGUCCUUUCUGCAGCCUCCUGAAUUAGACUAGUUAUUGUUUUAUUUCUGUUUUGAUUCUCUCCUCCUCCUCCUCCUCUUUGGACAGGUGUGAAGAAGAAAUGAUGAAGAAAAUAAAGAGAGAGGAUUAUAGCAGGUGCACGCGCUGUGGUGAUGAAGAGUAGCACCGCCCUCCUCCUCCUCCUCCUCCUGCCACCGUAAAUGUUAUUUAUGAAUGCCUGCCGCUCACGGGCGUGUGCACGCUCGCUCGUUAUUAUGAUGUUUUAAUCAUCGCUGCUCACUGGACUCUGGUUUCGGUCGAGUUCUGGUUCCGUCCCAGAGCCUGCAGAGCCCGCUGAAGGCGCUUCGAUCCGGAUUUAAUUCAUUGUGAAGGUUCGGUGCAGACAGCAGCAGCAGCGGCAGCGGCAGCAGCGGCAGACGGAGCGGCGCGUUCUGCUCUUUAAUAACACUGGGUCAAUACACCGCGCACCCACCGCCGCUGUCUGCCGGCCCGCCGCAUCAUUGGAGCCGCCUCACCGCUGCACCCGAGGAGCUGCCCGAGAAGGUAAGCACCCAGCCGGCUGACACUGGGUGGAAUUAGGGCUGGUUUGGCGGUUCUGUGUCUGUAGAAGCGAGCUGGUCCAGGCUGAUUCAUCCCGCAGCAUCCCAUCGUGUUUUCCUCCUGCCGCGCCGCUCGGAGCGUUCACAGGCCGGACGGACGGUCUCAUCAUCCCCGUCAAUAUUGUCACUACAUGUCGCUGUUUGUGGCUGUAAUUAAGCAUUUUGGUUAUUCGUGUUUAUUCGUGAAUAAACUCUGUGAGCUGGAGGCUGAAGGACAGAUAAAAACGGGAACACCUGCUCCGAUACUCUCUGGGUUUGUUUGUUGGAUCACCGCGGCUAACGCUGCUAGCCUGCUAACGCUGCUAGCUGGCUAACGGUUUAUACCGCCCAGACUCGCUGGCCGUGUUCUGUAUUAAAUCUGGUUAGUCUUUUGAAUCCCAGCAGCUAACAUGAGUGUGUUUAUCACAACAUUAUAACAUCUUUUUCCUCAGAUGGGUGGGUGAGUCAUGUUUAGGAUAAAAGCUGUUAAAACACUCGCGCCUCCGCCAGCCUGGUCUGUGCCGCUCGUACCGCAGCAUGUAAGCGAAUCUGCCGCUCGCAAUACACAAUGAUCGGGGGCGAAGUAUCUCGCGCGUCACAUCGCCCGCUCUGUACGCUGCUAGCCGGCGAACGCUGGGCAGGUCAGUUAGCCACCGUUAGCUAGCUGCCGCUGCUGCCCCUGGAUGCAGACAGACGGCCGGUCUAGCCGCCUGUUAGCCCCGCAGUCCCGGGGCGCAGAGCGGCAUGAGCCCCCGGAGUGUGUGAGGCUGUGCUGGGGGGGACACUGCUCAGUCUGCCGCUCUGCUUCUCAGAGCAAAAUGGCUGAAAAUAUUGUGCCGACCUUGAGAGUAAUAACGAGAUGACAUAUUAUUUAUAGCAGGCUAACCGCGCAGGUGAUGCUGAGCUGCUGCGCGGUGAUGUAACCUUUAAUAAUAAUAAUCAAUAAUCAAAAUUAGAGUUAUUGUUUUAUUCUUCUACAUCCACCUUAUAUAGAAAAAACAAUCCUAGUAUGUUUGACACUGAGAGUUAACACCCAAAUGAUCGAUCUAUAAAUAUCUGUUAGCAUUCCUCAUUGAAUACAAUAGGAUCCAAUAACGACAUGCUAGCAGCGGCCUCUGGUGUUUUGAAGAAUUCUGUUUCCUAUCGAGAUGUAUCACAAAGCAGCACUGCGCAUGCGGGCGUUAUCACCAGCGGAGACAUAUCCCACUAUUACACCUGAAAUCUUCAACUAUAAUUCCAUCAUGUAAUAAUUAAAAUGCAGACUUUAUUUGUACUGUUCAAUUACGGUUAUUUUUCACGAUAAAAACGCGCACUGACAGCCUCUGCUGUGGUAGCAUUUUUUGUCAGAACACCGGCUCUGUUCGGGCUGAACAAUGGCUUCCUCUGCCAGGGACAGCCUGUCAUCUCCAAACACGGAGGUCUUUAUUUUAGUAUUGGACCGGGACCACCACUCAACACACACAUGAGGGGGUCUCUGCUGUGGGGCCCCUGACCUCAUGAGCUCCAGGGGCCAAAACUCUCUGACAUACAGACCUCACAGGUGGAGAGAGCACAUGUCACAUGACCAGGGUUCAAACACAAACAGCUGAUUUAUACCUUUAAACGGAGACCUUAACUCUUCAUCAAUCUGUCCUUUCACUCUUUCUUUCAUUAUCAAUCAUUAUGAUUAAUGUUAAUCUUUCUACAGCCUCACUGACUGACAGACGUUUAUCAGUUUAUUAGUUUAAUGUUGAUAAAAUGAGAUUUAAAGCUGCAGUGGAACUGAAAAAAGAGAGAAAACACUAAAAAUAGAAUUAAAGAGAAAUCUCUGUUCAAGGUCUCACACCUUCAUGGUCCUCAUCCUGGUCCUCCGAUCUUCUCUCACCGACCCUCUGGAGACCUUAGUGGACCCAGCAGACCAGGUUCUGGAGACUGCUCCACAGUUCAGGGUCUCCUUGGUCCUGUUUUUGGGGUCCUGAUGGUCCAGAUGUCACAUCAGUCCAGGUUCUCAGAAGGACUCCUCUCCUACAGAACCAUGCUGUUGUCAGAAUCUGGUUCUGGAUCAUAUGAAGGUCUUAGAGUCCUGGUCCUGGAUGGACGCAGAUGUUCCUCCUAAACCUAAAGAUCUUGUUCAGUAUUGAUGGAGCCUUCACUGAUGACCUGGACUCUGAUGAUCUCCAGACCAUCAGAUAUGCUGGAUCUGGACUGGGAGCUGAGACCAGGUCUGGUGGACCCCGUAGUCUUUAGAGAGGAGGAUCUUUGGUUCCCUUAAGAGGGUUAAAGUCUCUGCUGGUUCUGGAUCCUGGUUCUGUCUGGUCUCCUCUUUCAUUAGUGAUGGUCUGAUGAUGGUUUUUGAAGCGAUUCUGAGUCCAUGAGGUGAUUCCCACUCCAGAGUCCGGUCUGUUUUUAAAGAUCAGGACCAUCCAGUCCUGGUUCUGGUCCUGGUCCUGGUCCUGCUGAAUGAUCUGAUCUUCUGUAGACGAUGAAACUGUUGAACUGUAGUCCUGAACCUCUGAGAGACUCCGCCUCUCUGAAGGUCCUUCUCAGACCCGGUCAUGUGACCUGGUCAUGUGACUAACCUGUUGGACCUCAUUAAUUAAAGAUGUUUGUUUAGUUAACAUCACAUGACCUUUGACCUGUUUGGUUCAGGGUUCGACAGUGCGACCGUUUCACUGCGACCAAAAAUCGACGUGUGCGAAUAAAAAAAAUCAACAAAUGUUUUUUUCCUGUAAAUACGGCGGUGAAGUUAGUUUCAGGUUGGAUAUAUUUUCCUGUAAAUACGGCGGUGAAGUUAGUUUCAGGUUGGAUGUAUUUUCCUGUAAAUACGGCGGUGAAGUUAGUUUCAGGUUGGAUAUAUUUUCCUGUAAAUACGGCGGUGAAGUUAGUUUUAGGUUGGAUAUAUUUUCCUGUAAAUACGGCGGUGAAGUUAGUUUCAGGUUGGAUAUAUUUUCCUGUAAAUACGGCGGUGAAGUUAGUUUCAGGUUGGAUAUAUUUUCCUGUAAAUACGGCGGUGAAGUUAGUUUUAGGUUGGAUAUAUUUUCCUGUAAAUACGGCGGUGAAGUUAGUUUUAGGUUGGAUAUAUUCUCCUGUAAAUACGGCGGUGAAGUUAGUUUCAGGUUGGAUAUAUUUUCCUGUAAAUACGGCGGUGAAGUUAGUUUCAGGUUGGAUAUAUUUUCCUGUAAAUACGGCGGUGAAGUUAGUUUUAGGUUGGAUAUAUUUUCCUGUAAAUACGGCGGUGAAGUUAGUUUUAGGUUGGAUAUAUUUUCCUGUAAAUACGGCGGUGAAGUUAGUUUUAGGUUGGAUAUAUUUUCCUGUAAAUAUGGCGGUGAAGUUAGUUUUAGGUUGGAUAUAUUUUCCUGUAAAUGCGGCGGUGAAGUUAGUUUCAGGUUGGAUAUAUUCUCCUGUAAAUACGGCGGUGAAGUUAGUUUCAGGUUGGAUAUAUUUUCCUGUAAAUACGGCGGUGAAGUUAGUUUCAGGUUGGAUAUCUGACGGACAUUCACCGAGGAUCUAUCGGUGUCUUCUCAAACAUUAUUGAUCAGUUUUCAUUGAUCCUCUAAAGUUAGAGUCGAUCCCUGAGUCGAACCCGUUUGGUUGUUCCUCUAUCAGAACUUUUUAACUCGGGUUCAAACAUGUUUUUCUGCCGUCGUCGUUUUAACCUAAUCAGAGAUUUUUCAUCAAUCAAAAAUAUUGAUCCUUUUGAUUGAUCUGUUUUCAGAUAUAAACUGUCUUUGAGCGUCUGUGGUUUUGAUCAGUGUCUCCUGAAGAUCAGCGCUGACUCCGAUUCCUGAGUGUUUUCCUCCUGCUCUGAAAUCGAGAGCGUUUGUGGCGUUUUCUAGACUCUUAAUUGGACCUCGUUAAAACCAUGUGACCCUGUGACCCUGUGUGGUUCUGUCCUCAGGGUUCGACUUCAUGGUUCUGAUUGGUCAGACGGACAGAUUGUGAAAUAAUUGAUCCAGGAGUGAUUUUAUCUUCAGUUGAUCAACUUUUAUUGUUUGUGCUUCAGAAUUGAUCCUGAUUGGACGAGUUCUCUUGGUGAUGUCACUCACCUGUGAUCAUCGCUGGCCUCUGAUUGGCUGCAGACUUAGACUGAAUAAUUGAAAACACUCAUGUGACUCUGUCCUCUGCAGGUGCGUUGCCCGGGGCAACAGCUUACUGAUGAUGUCCUUGUGAGAGUAGGCGGGGCUUCCUGGCCCUGAGGCGGCGGUGGUGAGGAGGAGGAGUCUGAUCCCUAACCCCUCCCCUUUGUUCUUCCGGAGACUGACCAGACGGACAGACACACAAACAGGCGUGGCUCUCCCCUCCAUCCUCCUCCUCCUCUACCUCCUCUCUCUCCUCCCCUCUCCUCCCUCUUCUACCCCCUUCCCCCUCCUCGUCCUUCUUCCUUCUCUGACUCCUCCCCUUCUCCCUCACCUGUCUCCCCCCUCGUCCCCUGCUGCCACCAUGUUGUGGUCACGCUGCUGGUGGAGAGCUUGAGGAAGCAGACUCUGGAAGGCGACCCUGAUCAGCCAGGGGACUGUUACCUGGUGAGUCCACCUGAACACUCACCUGUAGUCUCACCUCAUUUAUUGAUCCUGGAUUUGAAGUUUAAUGAUUGAAGUGUUGAUUGGGUCGGUCCGAUCAGAACCAGGGUUAUUUUUCUUGAUGUUUCUGUCCUCCAUCAGUCCCUGCUGGACCCGAAAACCCUCCCAGAGUGCUGGCCGCCAGAUGGCUUGAUGCCUGGUGAGUGUUCCUCAAAGACUCAGAUGGACUCAUUUAUACUUAUAUAUAUACUCAGAUAUACUCAGAUAUAUACUUAUAUAUAUAUAUAUAUAUAUAUAUAUAUAUAUAUGUAUAUAUAUACUCAGAUUUAUACUUGUAUAUAUAUAUAUACUUAUAUAUACUCAGAUUUAUACUUGUAUAAAUUCACUUUUAUUUAUAUUUACUUAAUUAUCCUUCUAUAUUCAUAUUCAUAACCACUCGUAUAAAUAUACUAUAAUAUAAAUAAUCUGCCCACAACACAGAAUAAUAUCAUUUUAAUAUAAUCUGGAAUAAAAUCGACUUCUGAGUUUGACUGAGAGGAACAACAGAGAGAAGAACACACACACACACACACACACACACACACACACACACACUCACACACACACACACACACACACACACACACACACACACACAGAAACACACACAGACACACACAUACACAGACACACACACACAGACACUCACACACACACACACACAGACAGACACACACUCACACACACACACAGACACACAGACACACACAGAAACACACACAGACACACACAUACACAGACACACACACACAGACACUCACACACACACACUCACAGACACACACAGACACACAGACACACACACACAUACACACACACACACACACACACAGACACUCACUCACACACACACACAUACACAGACACACACACACACACACAGAAACACACACAGACACACACAUACACAGACACACACACACACACACACAGACACACAGACACACACACACAUACACACACACACACACACACACACAGACACUCACUCACACACACACACAUACACAGACACACACACACACACACAGAAACACACACAGACACACACAUACACAGACACACACACACACAGAAACACACACAGACACACACACACAUACACACAGACACACACAGACACACACACUCACACACAAACACACACACAAACACACAGACACACAGACACACACAGACACACACACACACAGACACACACACACACACACACCAUCAGCUCUGAGCUCUUUUAACAGUUUUUUCAUCAUUUCCCAUCAUGCACCUCUGCGUGUUUCUCUCUGUGCGUGUGUCCCCCCCCCUCAGAGAGCAGUUACUGGCAGCUCUGCCCUCCCUCGAAGUCCGGCCUGCAGGGGGGGUUACUGAGCUCUAGUUUCCCCCCCGGCCCCCUCCCCCUGGUGCCCCCCUCGGACCCUCACCUGCAGGAGAGCGCCGACCCCCUCGAUGGCCCCUCUCAGCAGCAGCAGCAGCAUCGGCCCCUGGCCCCCAGCACAUCUGCCUCCGAGCUGUCCCUCCCCGGGGCCCCGGCAGCCCCUCCCGGCCCCGGCCCCGGCCCCCCGCCCCCGCCUCCCCCUCCCCCCAAACGUCACUGCCGCUCGCUGUCCGUGCCGGAGGACCUGUCCCGCUGCCGCUACACCUGGAGGCCCAGCGCGUCCCGGGUCUGGACCCCUGUCAGCCGCCAGCAGUGCCACGGGGGGGCUGGGGGCGGGGUCACAGGUGGUGUGGUGGGAGCAGGAGGAGGGGGUAUAGGGGCGGGCGCCUCAGGGGGCGGAGCCUGCCCCCUGCGGGCCCCCAGCUCGUCUCUGAACUCCUCGCUGCACUCUUCGUCCAGCCCCACCUUCUUCAGCCUGGCGCUGUCCCCGGACUCGCCGCUGCCCUGGACCUUUCCCUGGGACCCCAGCGAGGCGGCGGCGGGGGGAGGAGCCUGCUGCUGCUUCUUCCCCUCCCCUUCCUCCUGCUCCUCCUCCCCCUCUCCCCUCCACCCGCCUCCUCCUCCUCAGCGGCGUUUCUCCCUCUCCCCCGUUCUCAUCAGAGACUCCACGGCUUCCACCUUCCUCCCCCCACCGCACGCCCCUGGUCAGGCGGUGGCUCCGCCUCCUCAUGGCUGCGCCACCAUGGUGGGAGCGGCCAGAGGGGGUCCGGUGCCUAACUCCCCCUCCUCGGCCUGCAGCACGCCGUCGUCUCUGCGCCGCAGUCUGCCCCCUCAGCUGCCGCGCUGUCACUCGCAGCCCUGCGACCUCCUGCUGCUCAAACCGGGUUUGAAAAGACGCCGCGACCCGGACAGACCCUGCGCCCGGCCCGUCCUCGACUUCACCAAGAUGACCCAGGUACCCCGACCAAUCAGAAGCUCUGACACUAAAGAUCCGUGAUCACAUGUUCACGUCAUUAACGCCCGCUGUUUUUCUCCCGCAGACGCGCAGCAUCGACCCUCAGUGUCUGGAGCGCGGCGGCGGCAGGCUGGCCUGCGGCGGGGACAUCUGUAUGGGCAUGGAGUCCUUCAUGGGAGACUUCCGGCGCUCGUGCUCGCCGGCCGAGUGUCUGGGCAGGUCCAGCAUCGGCCCGCUGAGCGAGAGCGACGAGGAGUGCCGCGAGGACGACGACGACGAGGACGACGGGGAGGAGGAGGCGGAGGAGCGCGAGGCGGCGGCGCAGCAGCAGGCGGUGUUUGAGAGGGACUGUACAGAACUGGACCUGAACUUAAUCGAAGAAAACUGA
Xyrichtys novacula (pearly razorfish) is the source of this 8300-nucleotide messenger RNA. The record is from the annotation of a GenBank genome assembly. Lineage: Eukaryota; Metazoa; Chordata; Actinopteri; Labriformes; Labridae.